GCACGGUGCCCGUGCUCUUCUGCUACGACGCGCCCCUGCACCCCGCGAGGCAGCUCGCGCGCGCGCUGAACGACCAUGUCAGCGGGGUCUGCGCGGACCCGCGGUGGCAGGGCCGGUUUGUCGGCCUGGGCACGGUGCCGCUGCAGGACUGUGCGGCGGCGGUGGAGGAGCUGGAUAGGCUGCGCGGGUUGCCGGGCAUGGUUGGGGUGCAGAUUGGGACGAGCGUGGAGGGAUCAGAGAACGGAGAAGGUGAUGGGCGGGCGGUGGUGAUGUUGGAUGACGACAGGCUGGAAGGGUUCUGGGCGAAGUGUGAGGAGUGGGAUGUGGCCGUGUUUGCGCACCCGCUUGGGUAUGCGCUGACCAGGGAGAAUCAGGCGCGAUGGGGGAAGUACUGGAGUUCGUGGCUUGUGGGCAUGCCGUGUGAGACGGCGCUGGCGAUGCAUGCGAUUAUGGGCUCGGGGUUGCUGGUGAGACAUCCGAAGCUGAGGCUGUGCUUUGCGCACGGGGGUGGCGCGUUCCCGGCCUUGUUGGGGAGGAUACAGCAUGGGUUUGACUGCCGGCCGGAUCUGGUGGCGACGCAGGCAUGUGGCGUGACUCCUACGGAACACUUCAGGGGCGAUACGCAUUCGACCGCCGAGGAGGAGUUGGAGUCGGGCCGGGGCCAGGGCCAGAUAUGGGUCGACUCGUUGAUGCAUGAUCCGGACUUGAUGGAAUAUGUCAUACGCAAGUUGGGUCCUGGUGGAGCUGGCCGUAUCGUGCUCGGAAGCGACUACCCGUUCCCACUGGGCGAGGUCCCGGUGGCGGGGAAAAUGCUCACCGAGGAUAAGCGACUUGGAAGGUUCAUGAGCUGGGAGGAGAGGGCUGGGAUUCUAGCAAGGAACGCCAUCCGGUUUCUGAAGUUGGGAAAGGGAUAUCAGGACAAGGUAGACGAACGAUUACGGCAGUUCAAGGAACAUGUGAAGGAUGAGCGUUGGGCUGGCUGGAGACAUCGCGAUAGUGCCGUCGAGCUGGACGAAGGUGACGGGCUUGAGAGCUUUGACACAAGCAAAGUGAAGCCUGUUGUCGUUCAAGCUGUGGAGAUGUCUCCAAGUGGCGGCAGCAGUCCGUAACAGGGAAUGACUGUUCGUUUUGUGGAUCCGGCAAUGGGGGCAGCGAUAGCAGUGAGUCAAUGAUGCAAAUCGAUGCUUUUCAUCAAGUCAGUAUCACUUGUAUUGUACCUCGCUUCCGAGGGGCAUCUACAGAAUAUGAUUCCCCAUGCAUGUGGA
This is a messenger RNA of Chaetomium strumarium, 1265 nucleotides long. RefSeq lists its product as uncharacterized. The transcript has a single exon. Gene Ontology annotation, biological process: secondary metabolic process. The record is from RefSeq and is a predicted model, not a curated record. Gene Ontology annotation, cellular component: cytosol; cytoplasm. The coding region runs from base 198 to 1109 and encodes 303 amino acids. Gene Ontology annotation, molecular function: hydrolase activity; carboxy-lyase activity. Lineage: Eukaryota; Fungi; Ascomycota; Sordariomycetes; Sordariales; Chaetomiaceae.